AUGGCCCAAUUUGAAGCAGAUGCUUAUGGUGAAGAAGUCUGUAAAGUCCUCUCUUCGCAGAUCAAGGACAGCAAAGUUUUGGUCACCGGUGUGACUCCAGGCAGUAUUGGAGGUGAAGCAGUGAUCCAAAUCUCAUGCCGUGCACCAGCAUUGCUUGUUCUCGCAGGUCGGAAUAGCCAGGCACUUCAAGAACUAGACCGAACAAUCAAGCUGGAAACCCCUAAUGUCCAGACAAGACUUCUUGUUAUCGACCUGAGCUCUCAGGAGAGUGUUCACAAAGCCGCUGUAGAGGUCAAAUCUUACCCUGAAACACUAGAUAUUUUGAUCAACAGCGCAAGGGUAAUGGCAUCACUUUUCUCUCUCACAAAAGACGGACUCGAGCUGCAAUUUGGAACAAACCACAUAGGUCAUUUUCUCUUUACAAAUUUGGUGCUGGAAGAGAUCUUACGACGGGGAGCUUCCGGCACUCGCGUGGCCAAUGUGAGCAGCUUAGGGCACAAGAGAGAACCUAUCCGGUUUGAUGAUUAUAAAUUCGAGGAGGGCAAAGUCUAUGACAAGUGGCAAGCAUACGGUCAAAGCAAGACUGCUAACAUGUUUUACUCUGUAUCAUUGGCAGAGAGGCUUGGAGAUAAGGGAGUAGAAGCAUUCAGUCUUUAUCCCGGGCGAAUUGUCACCCGACUAGUCAAAUAUUUGACGAACGAGGAUUGGCUCAACUCUAGAUGGAGGCAUCCCGAUGGGACUCUCAACAACGACCCAAAGUUCAACUGGACGACGCAGAGUCAGGGUGCCGCCAAGUUGAUCGUAGCAGCAUACGAACCAAAAAUGUCCGACAAUAAUGGAUCUUAUCUGGCCUGUAAUGCAGUGAGAAAUGACGAGGCGGCAGAUUAUGCCCUUGAUCCUCAAAAUGCAGAGAAGCUGUGGAUUCUUAGCGAAGAUCUUGUGGAUCAGAAAUUUUUCAAAUAG
This is a messenger RNA of Penicillium angulare, 963 nucleotides long. RefSeq names its product short-chain dehydrogenase. The record is from RefSeq and is a predicted model, not a curated record. Lineage: Eukaryota; Fungi; Ascomycota; Eurotiomycetes; Eurotiales; Aspergillaceae. The transcript has 5 exons. The coding region runs from base 1 to 963 and encodes 320 amino acids.